Cyclopterus lumpus (lumpfish) is the source of this 3121-nucleotide messenger RNA. RefSeq names its product glypican-1-like. The coding region runs from base 157 to 1782 and encodes 541 amino acids. Gene Ontology annotation, cellular component: extracellular region; cell surface; plasma membrane. Gene Ontology annotation, molecular function: fibroblast growth factor binding. Gene Ontology annotation, biological process: negative regulation of fibroblast growth factor receptor signaling pathway; regulation of protein localization to membrane; cell migration. Lineage: Eukaryota; Metazoa; Chordata; Actinopteri; Perciformes; Cyclopteridae. The transcript is spliced from 10 exons. The record is from RefSeq and is a predicted model, not a curated record.
AUAUAUAUAUAUAUAUUUAUAUAUAAAUAUAUAUAAAAAAGCAACACAACGCUGAAGACAGGGGUCUUCUAAGAACUCCUGCUUAAUUCACUCGGACCAGAAAUCUUCAGGAUUUUCUGACUGACUGUAAGAAAGAAAAGGACUACACUUCAGAAGAUGCGUCUCCCGGUGCUCCUCUGUGUCUCGCUGUGUUUGUCCGCAGCACCGGGCCCGGUGGCCGGGGCGGACAGGAGCUGCACCGACCUGCGGCAGUUCUACACCGGGAAAGGCUUCACUCUGGUGGAGGUCCCCCAGACAGAGAUCUCCGGUGAACAUCUGAGGAUGUGUCCUCAGGGUCCAACUUGUUGUACCAGCACCAUGGAGGAGAACCUGGGCGGUCUGAGCGCCCAGGAGACAGAGGGACUAAUCAGAGAGGCCGGCAGGUCGCUGCAGUCUGCCUUCAACGCUCUCCACAGGGGCUUCGACACCUAUUUCACAGAGCUGCACGUCCGCUCUGAGCGCUCCCUGCAGGAGGUUCUGUCUCCCCUCGGCCCCCUGUACUCCCAAAACACUCGUCUCUACGGUGAUCUCUACGCUGACCUGCGACAGUACUACCGGGGCUCCGCUCUCAACCUGGACGAGACCCUGUCUGAGUUCUGGUCCCGCCUCCUGGAGCGCACCUUUAAAAUCUCCGCUCCCACAGAAGUCACCCUGUCAGAGGACUACCUUGAAUGUGUUGCUAAGCAACAGGAGACGCUGCGGCCAUUUGGAGACGUCCCACGGGACAUGAGGGCAAAGCUGAUCCGGGCUUUUGUCACAGCCAGGUCGUUUGUCCAGGGGCUGAUAGUCAGCGGAGAGGUGGUCAGGAAGGUCUCACAGGUCCACCUGAGUCCAGAGUGCAUGAAGGCCCUGAUGAAGCUGGUUUACUGCCCCCACUGCCGCGGCAUUGCCUCGGUCAAGCCCUGCUCCAACUACUGCUCCAACGUCAUAAAGGGAUGCCUGGCCAACCAAGCUGACCUGAACCCUGAGUGGCAGAAUCUUAUAGACACCAUGAUCCAGGUGGCCUCUAGUUUCAGCACGGAGCCCAGCCUCGAUGUGGUUCUCUCCUCCAUCCCUGCUCGAAUCUAUGAGGCUGUGCACUUCCUGCAGGACAACAUGGACACCUUCACAGCAAGAGUCUACCAGGCAUGUGGAACUCCAGGUGAACCAGGAACAGGAAGUCCCCCUCUCCAUGAGCAGAGGAAGAAGAGCGGCUCCCUCACUGCAUCUGAGUACAAGCCCUCUCCGACCGCUGGGCUCAGAUUGGAGAUGCAGGUGUCAGACCUGUCCAGUAAGCUGAGGGAGAUGCGGCAGUACUGGACCCAGCUUCCUGUGGCCCUUUGCAGCAAAUUGGCAGCAGGAGGUGCCGGUCAGGAUAAAUGCUGGAAUGGCGUCACCAAAGCCAGGUACCUUCCAGAGGUUAUGGGUGACGGCUUGGCCAAUCAGAUCAACAACCCAGAAGUGGAGCUCGACAUCACAAAACCAGACAUGACCAUCCGGCAGCAGAUCAUGCAACUCAAAAUCAUGAGCAACAGGCUGAAAAAUGCACUGGAUGGCAACGACGUGGACUUCCAGGAUGCAAGUGACGACAUCAGCGGCUCAGGAAGCGGGAUGUGCGUAGGUGGUCAGUGUCCUCGGAACAGACCGGGAUUGUACGCCUACCCGCCCGACAACAACCGGGUCAGAGGCGCCGCCGCGUCUCAAACCCGCCUCAGUGGCCUCCUACUGCUGUUCCCUUUGGCAACGCUGCUGCUUCAGCGAUGAUGGACCGCCGCUGCCUCCAAUCCGACUCUAAAGUCUAGAGGAGAGCCGAACGACGGGACGGACACAAAGGGGGUUUGGUGGGAUGGGGGGGGGGGGAGAUUAGAACGUAACUUUGACAAAAAAUGAAAAGGACAUUUUGAAGAAUGAAUAGACAGCGUUUUCUUUGAGCGAGAGGAGCAACACUUUGACAGUGACAAUAUUCUUUUUUUUCUUUCUGGUUUUGCUCAGUUUUAAUGUCUUAGUUCGGGUGUGAUUCAGUUUGUUGAGCUGGUUUCAAUGGAUUGUUGGACGAAGAUGGAGAUGAAGACGGUGACGAAGACAAAGAGAAUGACGGCUGUGGAUGACGAUGAAGAUAAUGAUGGUGAUAUUGAUUUAUUGACACUCUAUCAGGUCCAUUCAGCUCCAGUUUCCAGUCAGGAGGUGGCAAAGCUCAGUGAAAAAAACUGUUUUCUUCCCCGUUAUGUGGUGCGUUCAACAAGGCUUGUUUUUUUUUUUUCAUUUUGUUGUUUAACCCAAGUCGAAGUUGUCUACCUUUACGAACAUUGUGUACGUUGUAAAUGUGUGUGUACAUUAGCUAAAAGACUGGCACCAUAUUGAGCCGUGAAUGUACAGUAUAAUACUAUAUUGGCAAUGAAUCACCCCAUAAUCUGUGGUGUGGUCGUCCAGAUGUUUUGGUGUUUGUUGGCAUAAAGCAGAUACAGUAUCACAGUCCUGAAAUGUAUGAGAUGUGUUGUGAUGGCAAGUUUUCACCUCAACGUGGGCAUUUCAAAAGAAAAAAUGGAAAUUACCACCUUUUUUUAACAAAUCAUCUCCUUUGUAAACAAGCACAGGCGCACGGUUUCCUUAAAUCCAUUCAUGACACGCUAACGCCAGAGAGGACUCCUUGUUGAACGCACACCUGCAUUAAAUAACUUUAAAUGAAGUCCAAGCAACACAGUGGGUCAAACCAAAGCACUUGUUACACUGAACACUUUCUUUCUUUCUAUUUUUGGACAUCAGACAUUCCCCCCGAGUACGUUGAACAUUAGGGACAACCCUUCCACAAUGUUUUGUAUAUGCAUAUGUUAAAGGAGAUAAAUCAUCACUAAACAGUACAGGAUAUGUGCAGAAUAUUGACGUCAUGUGUACAUUUGCCUAGUGAUACACCAUUUACUCGGCAUGCCUUUCUUGCAGUCUACACUACUAUACUGGUACAUAUGGGCCUCCUGAUACACACAAGUCUCUUGAACAUACACACACACACACACACACACCGGGGUUGGUUAUGAAGCAGAUUUUUAUUCAUCGGUGUAUUUAAUCACACAUUUCAUUCAUUAAAGUCUGUUUGAUUGUCGCAGUG